Molecule: messenger RNA, 3894 nt
Organism: Bombyx mori (domestic silkworm)
Lineage: Eukaryota; Metazoa; Arthropoda; Insecta; Lepidoptera; Bombycidae
Product: sodium-coupled monocarboxylate transporter 1
Exons: 10
Coding region: 181-2100 (639 amino acids)
Biological process (GO): sodium ion transport; transmembrane transport
Cellular component (GO): membrane
Molecular function (GO): symporter activity
Source: RefSeq, a predicted model, not a curated record
GUGGUGUCGGUCAUUAAACACGCCGCGGUGCAGACUGUGCAGUCCACAACCGAACAAGAUCAGUCAUUAACCGGUCGGCGUCGUGUUCGGACGUGUUUCUGAAUCGCUUUUAGUCGAACGUGGAUCGAUGCCAAUACGUUUUACUAUUUUCGGAUCUAAGAAAUCAAAUUUAAGGUCAAUAUGAAGCCAGGAUGGUUAGCAUGGGAGUGUAUAGUGUUCGCUAUGUUUGUGUGUUCAACCUCCUGCGCCCCGCUGUGGCGUAGGCGAAGAGAUGCUGCGGCCGGUGGCAGUGCCAAGAGAGCAUACAUCUUCGCGGGCACCGGAGUGUCAACUUUAGCUAUGAUACUAUCGGUGGCUAGAGGAACGCUAGGGGUUCGAUCGUUUUUAGGGUUUCCGUCGGAGCAAGUAUACCGAGGGUCAGCUAUGUGGGAAACGCUUUUUGGCAUGGUGCUAGCGUUUCCCAUAGUUUGCUGGAUCUUCGUCCCGGUCUAUUACAGGCUAUCAACUAAUUCCGUUUAUGAAUAUUUGGAGAUGCGUUUCGGUUCGAUUUGGGUUCGGCGCAUAGCCGCAGCAACUUUUCUCCUCCGGCAAGUUUUGAAUCUGGCCGUGACGGUCUACACUCCAACAGUGGCCCUUCAUGCUGUACUGGCACUACCACACUGGGCGUCAGCAGCUGCACUGACCGUCGUUAGCAUCGUUUUCAAUUUACUCGGCGGGCUUGCAGCUGCUAUUAGAGCUGAUGUCAUUCAGACUUUGACCAUGAUACUCGUGAGUGGAGCUUUCAUAGUUCAAGCGACAGUGAAAGCUGGUGGUCCGGCAACGGUGUUUAAUGGCAAUCUAGAAGGCGGGAGACUUAAGUUUUUCCAAUUCACGUGGGACCCGACCGUUAGAGUGGACACACUAUCCGCCAUUAUCGGGCAGCUAUUCAUGUCCAUAUCCAUCUAUGGAUGCCAGCAGACUUUUGUCCAGCGUUACUGCUCCAUGUCCAGCGAAUCCAGGGUCAAGAAAACUCUCCUGGCCAACGUUCCUGCCGUUUCGGUGCUCUUCAGUUUGUCUUGGAUCGUAGGCAUGGCGCUAUAUGCUGUGUACAAAUACUGUGAUCCACUGGCCACAAGCAAAAUUUCGGCCCCCGAUGAAAUCCUGCCAUUUUACGUACAAGACCAAUUUGGUUUUCUACCAGGGAUGUUGGGACUGUUUCUGGGCAGUCUUUUCAAUGGCGCUUUGAGUUUCCUGGUAUCAAACGUUAAUUCCUUAUCCACAGUCACAUGGGAGGAUUUUGUAUCCGCUGCUCCGUCUUUUAAAGGAAUCAGUGAUAAGCAACAGCUUACUAUCAUUAAAAUCAUUGGGGUAAUCUAUUCGAUCGUCAUAAUGUGCUUGUCUCUCUGCGUGGGCAUGGCUGGUGGCGUAGUCGAAGGCUCCCUACUAGUGACGUCAGCCACGUCCGGAGCACUCUUAGGAGUGUUUGUCCUGGCAGCUCUGUGUCCGGCUGCUAACGGUACGGGCGCGGUAUGGGGAAUGAUCGCUUCGCACAUUAUAACGACCUGGAUGGCUGUUGGAAGGCUCUUGUAUGUGAAAAAGAAUAUAGCCAUGCUGCCUACUUCGGUCGAGGGCUGCACGAACACAACGCUCAAUUACCUGAGUCGGCCCGUGGGCAUCAACCAGACCCUGGCCAAACUAGCACCCCUGCUCCAAUCUAUGAACAUCAGCCUAACAGAAAUACGUCCACCGGAAUCGUUCAUUAUGUCCAACCUUCACAAGAUGUAUUCAAUCUCGUAUAUGUGGUACGCUGUUAUCGGCACAGUCACCUGCGUGACGAUAGGCGUGAUCAUCAGCCUCCUGACUUGGAAGGAAACGGACAGAUACGACGAGAAGCUCCUACACCCGCUUGUAGCGAAACUGAGCAGGAAACUACCGGGCAGGAUUCGUACGUUACCGAUCGAGAAGUCUAAUAUAGAGGUGAAAGAGGACAAGGAAAGUUCAGAGAAGACUGACCAGACUGUAGUGGAUGCGAAGCCUACGGUUUUCGCCACUACCAGCAGCAGACUGUUUGAGGCUUACGAAGUCAGAAGAUCGCCUUCUCCUGCUCGGACGCGUUUAUGAUCCUCGUUAAAUACAGCUUUAAAAUUUGCAUUGUAAGAUCUUGCUUGAUAAUAGCAGGAUAUUGGAAUAUGUUUAAAGUCAUAUAUAUAUUAUGUACUUGAAUGUUUUUAGGAGUACAUUUAUAUACGUUAGCAAUUUAUUGACAUAGUAUAUAUUAUACUUAAAUAGUAUUGACUGCUGGACCGCCAAAGUCGUGGGUUCGAUGUUUAAUAUCUUUAUAUGUUUAUAUUUAAGCGUAUAUUCUAAACUAAGUCCCAAACUAAGGUUCCCAUAUCACUACAUAGCAUAAAACAAAGUCGCUUUCUCUGUCCCUAUAUCUGUCCCUAUGUAUGCUUAAAUCUUUAAAACUACGCAACGGAUUUUGAUGCGGUUUUUUUUAAUAGAUAGAGUGAUUGAAGAGAAAGGUUUAUAUGUAUAAUAAGAUCCAUUAAAUAGUUGAGAAAUACUGUUAUUUUUGAGGUUUCUAAUGUGAUGUCGUAAAUAAUCAAUAAUAAAAUUUCUUGUUUCCGAAGCGAAGCGAAGGCGGGUCGCUAGUUAUAGUAUAUAGUAUAGUAUAUCCCAUUCCCAUAGUAUAUCCCAUUCCCAUAAUAUAGGAAAUCUUAGUUUAUCCCAAGCUCCCAAAAUUAAAUACACUAUUCCCAUAGUACAGGGAAUCUUAGUUUGGGGACAGAUGAUCAUGUUUGUUUCCGUAUAUUAAUUAAUUAAUAAAGGUGAUAUAGCCUCCUCAUGGGCAGAAUUAAGGAGACGAUAAACGUAAAGACAGAGGGAAGUGAUGAAGUAGUGUAUUGAAAUAAGUUAAGCUUAAGUUAACGUAAGUUUUGAAGCCAAAGCACGACUUUUAUUAGAUGUCUCAUUGUUUACAUAAUAUGUAGGUGUCAUACUUGAUCUAGGUCUACGGCUAGUGAUCGAAAUUUGACCGUAUUCACUGAUACCACAAAGCUUAGAUUCGUUUGAUAUUUCAUUUUCUGAUUUCCCACUGUUUUUUUUUUUUAAUAUUGCGUUAAAAUACUUAUUAAUAACAUUAAAACUUUGAAAUAUUCAUGAAAUAGAGAAAAUUAAAUCGUUUAACAAACAAAGGAGAACAUGGUAUCAAAUUAUUUUGUUUUUGUCUAUAUACAACUAGCAACAACAUUAUUUCUCGACUAAAGGCAUGAGGUAUUAUCAUUGUUUUAAAAAGUCCUUUAAAAGAACCUGUGCUUAGAUUUUCUGGGGUUCGGUUUUCAGUAAUCAUUCUACCAACUGCUUAAAAAUAUCCUUAAAUGUUGUAGCGGUAAUUAGACUCAUAGAGCAGAAGAUAUUUUGUAGAUAACCUUGUAUAAUAUAUGUAUAUAUAUGUUCUGAACGGUAACAUUAGAACUGUCUGUUCACAUAACUAAAUGUAACUACAGAAAAUACAUUUUAAUUUACUGAAACUAUCCUUGCAUUUGUUCGUCAAAUAGUGACUUUUUGACUAUUAUUUUUUAUUGUUGCUUGCAGACGAUACGGUCCACAUAAUGGUAGGUUGUAUCUGUCACUUGAGAACAUCAGCCAUGUCAGGGGCACAGCCAAGCCACCAGGCUCUGAGGGCUCUCCUCAAGCCUCGUUUGAAGAAGGACAUGACAUAGUGCUGGGACAAACUUUAUUUAAUCUAAAUAAUAUUACUACUAUUAAAUAAGAUUAGAUACUAAGUGUAUUUCGUAAAGACAAACUUAAUUUAUAUUUCCAAUAUUGUAAGGGUACUUGUAUGUAGAAAAAAUAUAUUAUUUUUGUAUAUAAUUAUAUAAGCGAAGUGAAAUAAAUACGAUUUAAAUUGAA